Molecule: messenger RNA, 5973 nt
Organism: Schistosoma spindalis
Lineage: Eukaryota; Metazoa; Platyhelminthes; Trematoda; Strigeidida; Schistosomatidae
Source: the annotation of a GenBank genome assembly
GGCGGUUAACUUAUUCAUUAUAUUUAUCAGUAGAUAACAUGUAUCCAUAAAAUAAAAAUACAAACGAUUUCAUUUCAACUAUUUUAAACAAAAUGGAUUUAAUAUAUAUGAAAUUUUAUAUAAAAUUAUUUUAUUCUUAUUAUACAAUAUUUUCAAUAUUAUUCAUAAUACAUUUACAUUUAUCAUUAAUUCAUUGUAAUAAAUUUAAUUAUAAUUGGAAUGAACAUGUAAAUCCAUAUAAUCAAGAAAAUAGUAAAAAUGAUCAUUUUAUAAGAAAUAAUAAUAAUAAUAAUAAUCAACGUCAUAAUCGAAAUAUAUUACCAUCUUAUAAUGUACACAUGAAUAGUAAUAAUCAACGUUCAUUUUAUAGAAAUUCACCUACUUAUCAAAAUCCUCAUUUACAACAAUCUAAUACAUAUCGAUUUCAAAGACGUCGGGUACCAUAUUCAAGAAAUAUAAAAUUUGUAAAUCCUUCGGCAAGAAAAUAUUCAGAAGAAUGGUGGAAAAAAAAUUUUCUGUCUAGUAAUUAUCCUAAUAGAAAUAUUGAUUACAGGAGAAGAAAUCAUACAUUAGCAGAUCGUGAAGUAAAUGAUUAUGUAAGCAUCUAUUCAUCAGACAGUCCAAUUGAAUAUGGCAAUUCAAAGCCUGAAGAUUAUUUUGAGAGUGUUAUGACAUUAUCACAUCCUAAUGAUCGUGUUUGGAAUGAAAAAGAACAAUAUUGGGGUUAUGCACCAAAUUCAUAUAGUACACAACAAGGAGCUGAAAUAUCUACUUAUUUAUGGUCACAAAGUGCUAGACAAUUUGAUGAAUGCAUACCACCGUUUUGUAUUCCUGCUCAAUGUGAUUAUCAUUCAGAUGGUGGAUCAAGUUGCAUACAAAAUCCUCCCUGUUUAGGCUCUACACCAUGUUAUCAAAAUGAUCCAUCAUGUACACAAGCAAACUAUGGUGUACAGUGUAAUGUAAUGAAUUCAACAGUUUGUAAGCAAAUGUUAAAUCUGCAAUGCAGUUUUGGCUGUGUUAAAAACGGUUCUAAACCUUCAGAUGUGUUAUGCGUAUGCAACCCAUGGGCAUUACAAAAUAACGAUUCAUCCUGUGUUUCGGUCGAUCUAGAUAUAUUCAAAUGCCCUUCAGGAUGUAAUGGAAGAGGUCGUUGUGAUCCGAAAACUGGGAAGUGCUUUUGUUAUCCUGGUUUUAAGGGACAUUCAUGUGAGUCGGAAGAUAAUUGUCCAUCAGGUUUAACAGGACCUAACUGUGAGUAUGAUGUUGACGAAUGUCUAAGUGGUAGGAGUGGAUGUGAACAAAGAUGUGUUAAUACUUAUGGCUCGUUUCGUUGCGAGUGCGAAAACGGUUAUGUCGUUGUACAAGAAAACCCGAAAAGAUGUAAACCAUCAGAGUGUUUGACAAAAUGUCACUUAGGAAAUGGAAAAUGUGACAUGACAGGCAAAUGUCACUGUUUACCAGGUUAUACAGGAGAGUGGUGCAACUUAGACAUUGAUGAAUGUAAAUUAGGAACACAUAACUGUGAACAAGUAUGCAUUAAUACUCCUGGAUCCUACCUAUGUGAAUGUCACUCAGGGUACAAACUUAACUUAACUGAUAGAAAAUCUUGCCAUCAAGUCACGUGCAAUCCUAGAUGUACUAUUAAUCAAGGAUUUUGUUCUGAUGAUGGAAUAUGCACCUGCCGACCGGGGUUUACCGGACCAGAUUGCAGUGAAGAUAUAGAUGAGUGUAAGACAGGGACACAUAACUGCUCUCAAAGAUGUAUUAAUACAUACGGCUCUUUUAGCUGUGAAUGCUAUGAGGGGUAUGAAUCACAAAGUGGUGAUGGUUUGAAUUGUAAGUCUAAAUGUUCAGAGAGAUGCAUGUCUAAUAAGGGAAAGUGUGAUGCCACUGGAAAAUGUUUAUGUCGUCGUGGAUUUACAGGUCUUGACUGUUCUGAAGACAUAAAUGAAUGCGAGUUGAAACCUAAGCCUUGUGUUCAAGGCUGUGUUAAUACAUAUGGGUCAUAUUAUUGUACGUGUGAUAGAGGGUAUCAUCAGGAUCACAAAGGUCACUGUCUUCCAAACAAAUGUAGUCCUGAAUGUGUUCAUGGACAAGGUGAGUGUACAUCUAAUGGAAAAUGCCUGUGUAAUCCAGGUUUUCGAGGGUUAUCUUGUGAGACAGAUGUAGAUGAAUGCGCCGAAGGAAAACAUAAUUGUCAACAAGAAUGUAUCAAUACUCCUGGGUCUUUUAAGUGUUCUUGUCAUUCAGGUUACAAAUUAUCCACUUUAGAUCCAUCAAAAUGUGAACCUAUUUCUUGUCCUUCUCAGUGCAAUUUAAUAGAUGGAGAAUGUGACUGUGAAUGCAAGCUUGGACAUUUUGGACUUAAUUGUAAGCAAACAGUAGAUUCAUGUGCAAUUAAACCAUGUGACCAAAUUUGUGUGGAUUUAGGUGAUGGGAAGUAUAUAUGUAAAUGUAAUGAAGGUUUUGAACCAAGUCCAAAUAAUCCUAGACGAUGUCAGCGUAUAUGUAAAGAUGGUAUAGACUGUAUAUAUGGAAGCUGUCGAACUGUGUUUUCAAAUGACACAGAUCAAACUUUAUGUACUUGCUUAGAAGGAUUUUACGGAACAAACUGUCAAAAGGAUGUAAACGAAUGCUUGAAUGAAAAUGGUCAAAAACAUUUUUGUGAACAUCAUUGUAUCAAUACAUUAGGAUCAUACCAAUGUUUUUGUGAUCCAGAUUAUGAAUUACAGUCUGAUGGUCGAACGUGUAAAAAACAGUCUAAACGUUCCAUGAAGUGUCCUGAAUACUGCCUAAAUGGUGCAACUUGUAAAUCAACUGGAGAAUGUGUAUGUCAACCUGGUUAUGAAGGAAUAUAUUGUGAAAAAAUAAAAGAUAUUUGCUCAUUACUUAAGUUAUGUGAUCAAAAAUGUUUUCCCAAAGAAGAUGGUACAUAUCAUUGCGGUUGUGAUCCUGGAUAUGAACUUCAAGCAGAUGGACAUAGUUGUGAAUUAAAAUCUUCAUGUGAUUUAAAAUGUCAAAACAAUGGAAAAUGUUUCGAUGGAAAAUGUGUAUGUACAUCAAAUUUUGAAGGAGAAUAUUGUGAAAAAGAUAAAAAUGAAUGUGAUCAAUCUAUUUUUGAACAUGGUUGUAGUCAUGGAUGCAUUAAUACUUAUGGAUCAUACGAAUGUAUGUGCCCAAAUGGAUAUAGAAGACUUGCCGAUAAACGUACAUGUGUUGUAAGUUUAAAAAGAUAUAUUUUAUCAUUCUUUAUAUUUCUUAAUUAAGUAAAACACAAUACAUCAAUAAUGAGAUAGGCAACAUCAAGAUAUAUUUAUGUGAAAUGAAAAUAACCGUUAUUUUUCAUUAUUACAUCACUUGGUAAUUCAAUGUUUUGUAUUUCAAAAUUCAUAAAUGUUUCCCCCUAAUUUCAUAUGAUAAAUAUAUAUGACAGAUCAUUCUCAGAAGGGCAUUUUUGUGACUAUUAUAGUAAUUUCAAUAUUUGAGAUCAUGAGUCAAUUGAAGCUAGACUACCAUGAAAAACUUGGAGGUACUGAACGGCCAUUUCGUCUUAUUAAAGGACUCCUCAGGAGUGCACAUCCACGAUCCCGCUCACGGGAUCUACCCGUCGGGUAGAAACAGGUGUCUACCUUAGUACAAUGGAAGAUGGGCGCAUAAUUUCGUGGAUUGGUUGAAGUUAGACAUUAACACUAUUGGAUGCCGGCUUGGUGGUCUAGUAGGUUAAGCGUUCGCGCGCGAGACUGUAGGCCCUGGGUUGGAAUUCCGCGAGCGGGAGCGUGGAUGCGCACUUAUGAGAAGUCCCACAAUAGGAAGAAACGGCCUUCCAGUGCUUCCAGGUUUUCAAUGAUUGCCUAACAUCAAUCGGUUCAUGACGUCAAUCAAAAAAAGAAAGAUUGUGAUACUAGAUCACGUAAUGCGAAUAAUAACAAUAGACUUAGUAAGUUAGCAACGUAUUAUAACGUGAAUGUAGUAAGAUAAUUCAAAUGUAUCUGUUGUAAUAAUUGUAUGUAAUUAAAGGUCGUAGGUGUGCAAAAUAAAGAGAUAUCGUGAGCAUUUAUGAAUAAAAUAAUGAGAAUAUGAAAUACAAGUAAAGGGAGAAAUGCGGUGAUAAUAAUAAUUAUUAUUAUUAAGGCCAAGGUAAAGAUAAAGACAGAUCUUACUUCUUUUGUAUGUAUAGUUCUGGCUUGAGCUCAUGGAUGAUAAGAGCUUAGGCUAUUUUUAUAGGACGAAUCGUAUGUACAACCUUAAAAUCAAACAGUGGAUACGUAGAAUAAUUGCAGUCGUUUAGAUGUUCAAGUAUGGAACUUCUAAUUGCUUGCCUCUUACCUUUGUUAAAACGCUGAGGCUUGUUCCCUUAUCCGAAUCGAAAGAGGGUGCUGGCUACAGCCAAUAUACCUUGCUUCACAAGAGCAGGUGAACUGGUAGAUGCUAAUGGAGGCGAUCAGAAGCUUAUCUUUUAUGAAUACAAAAAACAAGGUCCUUCGAGUGAACGUUGUUUGUAGUUUUGCUGCAUAGAAUGUUCUUCCAUCAAUGUAGUUAAACGAUUUUUGAUUACAUCAGAUGUUCAAUCACCCUAAAAUUCCAAACUUAUAUAAAAGUUCUUUUUUUGGAACGGAACAACCUGAAUUCUUGUCACAACAACUUUUUUCCAUAUUCUUAUCUAUGAAAAGGUCUUGAUAGCCACUUUUCAUCAGAGGUUUCCUGAGGAACACGAAUUCUUUGUCAAUGUAUUCUGUACCACAUAUACGAUGUAUUCGGUGACAUAAAGAGUGAAUAACAUUUCUCUUUCUGUUUGAAGGAAACUUGAAUUAAUCUCUUAAAAAUAAAUUCUAAAGUUAUUCUGCCAUAAUAUCGUGCUUUUAAAAACUUAUCUGGAUAACUAUGAAAACAGGACAACAAAUUAUCACUUAUUCAGAUAGUAUAAUUACAGAAUGACAGUUAUUUUGAACCAAUUAUACUUAUAAAUGAGUUGUAAUGAUUUUUUCUUAUUUGAAUUCAUAAGUCAUUUAAAGCUAGACAAAUAUGGGAAAUCUAGAAGCACUGGAUUGCCGUUUCGUCCUAGUAUAGGUGUCCUCAUCAGUCCGCAUCCACGAUGGAUGCGUAUAUGGAUUCUAUAUUAUUAACACAACAAAUAUUGUGACUAAUGUUGCACUAAAAGUAAUUACUAAUACUUACUUAAAUAACCAUAAUAUAUCACAAGUAAAUAUUAGUUUAUCAUUCAAAUCAGUUGAAUAUGGUAAGAACAUAAUGUAAAGUGUACUAAGAUUUGUCAACCAUUAAACAUGUACAAUAAAUUCUGAUCUAACAAAAAUCGUUAUAAAUCAAAUGUAUUGAUCCGUCGAAUUACAUUUUAUCAUGUUUUUCUUUAAGUGACAUAAAAAAGAAGUGAGAAGAGUGACAGUCACAUAAUACAAGAGACUAAACAAACGGCACAUUCAAGUUAACAUACCCUAUUACGUUAUGUUAUAUUUUAAUAGGAUCAUUAAAAUUAUGUAAAUAAACAUUUGUAACUAAUAACUUAUCUUUACGAGAAAAAAAGAAAAAAAGCAAUCUUAUAUAUGUUCUUCAUUUGAUAGUAACGUUUCAGCAUAGAUACGAAACGCUGAGACUUGUUAACUUUCAACAUUGGGCUCAGCAACAAGUGGCCAUAAAUUAUGUACAAGAUCUAGAAAGAAAAUAUAAACACAAUCAAAGAUAUGAAAUAACUAAAAAGAAAGCGUGAAUUACUGUAUACAUGGAAAAACUAAAUCUAUAAAAAUAAUAUUCAGAGAGGGGUUUUGUGAAUAUUACAGUAAUUUAAUACUAAUGGAGUUUUGUUCUCUCAGCUGGAUGGUGUAGUCGUUGAGCAUUUAUCGUUCUUCUGAACGAAAUUGUCACCACAAACUUCAGAUAGGGGUGAAGUGUUCGAAGAACGAUGAAAGCUAAACGACCAAACAUCAUUAAAACCAUCCACCUGAAUUACAAAUCUUCUCC